Messenger RNA from Onthophagus taurus, 1287 nucleotides. RefSeq lists its product as uncharacterized. The record is from RefSeq and is a predicted model, not a curated record. NCBI's taxonomy places the organism in Eukaryota, Metazoa, Arthropoda, Insecta, Coleoptera, Scarabaeidae.
ACGGCCACUGCUCGCGAUGGACUCAACUGUAUGCUUCGACGAGCACGUGCGAUGGUUUUUGGUGCAUUAAAAUAGCUUCAGUGUACCUCAAGCAUCGUUAGCGUUAGGGUGGUUUUACCUGUAUGCACUAUUUAACCGCCAAUUUUCGAAUGAGACCGUUCUUGAGUGUGUAGUGAAAGUGAAUUUACCAAAAAAAAAAAAUUAAUUUAAACGUUUUGGGAUUAUUAUAUAAAAAUUGUAAUGUUUUUGAAGAUGAGAAUUUUGGAAAUUUUGGUGUUUAUCCAAUUUUGUUUAUUUGUAUCUGCAAAAAUAAAAAUUAAAAAUUUAAAAAUUCCGGAUGGCAUAGAAUAUAACACAACCGACGAGGUAAUUUUGGAUUGUGAUUAUUCGCUGGGAGAGGAAGACAAAGACACUUUGGUAAUAAAAUGGUUCUUUCAAGAAGGUAACAUCCCAGGCGAUGGACGCAUGAUUUAUCAGUGGAUAGUGAGCAGAAAACCACAAAUUGUUGCAAAACGUUUUAAAUCAUUAAUCGAUUUGAGCUAUAACGCUUCCGAAGAUCCAUUUAAAAAACACCGAGCUUUGAAAAUUAAUAAAAUCAGCUCAGAAAUAACUGGAAAUUAUACUUGUGUGGUAUCCAGCAUGAUAAGCGAAGAGCGAAAAUCCAAAAAAUUAGUUGUUUACAGAAAAGCUGAAAAUGUUGAAUUUAUUCAUUUGGCGGAUUCUGAGAUGUACAUUUGUGCAGCGUAUGGUGUUUAUCCAGAACCUGUUAUGAAUAUUUUUGUGAAAGGAAGUAAUUUGACUAGAAUUGAAGAUUAUGAUGAUAACGACGAUAACAAUCGUGAAUCUAGCGAAGGUGACGAUGAUGCCAUAGGUUAUAACCACGAUGGCUUGCUAAAUGUUACCAGUAGUUACAAAUAUCUCAAAAAUGAGAUUAAAAAUCAAACGCAGUUUAUAUGCGAAUUAUGGAUUCCAGAUACUGAUUAUCACCUAAUAUUUUAUUCCCAUUUACUACCAGAUAAUUCUGGAGUAAUUCAUAGAUUAAGUGGGUUGGCUUUAAUCGGGUUAAGUUUAGCUCUUUUUAUUUAAAAUUAAAAUUUAAUCGGUGUAAAUUGAUCGGAAGCUAUGUAAAUUUUUGUAUAUAAUCCAAAGGUUAUUAGUUAAGAAAUAAUUAUUUGAUUUUAUUAUAUUGUACAGAGAAUAUUUUUGUACAUAAGUGUAUAAAGAAGAGACGUGUAUUUUCUUACUAGUCCCAAGAAACCAAAUAAAGUUAUGUUUUAUUAAAUCAUU